GUGAACUAGAAGAGCUCCGUCCCCUUUCCUUGAGGCAGACGACAGUGACCACAGGACUAGAGAAUCGCCAUUCUUGCCUCCCUGCUGUCCAUUCAACCCUAACUCCAUUUAUUUCCAGCAGGACUUUGUACUUACAUGCUCUGAUGCUGGAGUUUCUCUUGCAGCUGCCGCCUGCGGUUUCCUUGUCUUCUUUUUCAGAUGUUCAUGAGAGCACAGUUUGACUAUGAUCCCAAAAAGGACAAUCUGAUCCCUUGCAAGGAGGCGGGACUGAAGUUUGUCACUGGGGACAUCAUCCAGAUCAUCAACAAGGAUGACAGCAACUGGUGGCAGGGGCGGGUGGAAGGCUCCUGCAAGGAGUCGGCAGGACUGAUCCCUUCCCCGGAGCUGCAGGAAUGGUGAGCCGCGUCUGUACGUGGGAUCUGUGGGUUAAAGAGGCACGAGCUGCCGCACGUANUGAUGAACGUGAUCUUUUCCCUAGAAGUGCAGUAUGCUGACACCAUGAUGCGCUUUGAUCAUGUCUGGCUUCGAGACCACUGCCGCUCAGCAUCUUGCUGUGGGGAGUAUGGAUACAUGGAAAGAGUCUUAACAGGCCUAUCAACUAAUUGCUCUUUGUGGACCUUAUUUGAGUCCUGA
Galeopterus variegatus (Sunda flying lemur) is the source of this 633-nucleotide messenger RNA. RefSeq names its product MAGUK p55 subfamily member 7-like. Gene Ontology annotation, cellular component: cell-cell junction; plasma membrane. Gene Ontology annotation, molecular function: signaling receptor binding. NCBI's taxonomy places the organism in Eukaryota, Metazoa, Chordata, Mammalia, Dermoptera, Cynocephalidae. The transcript has a single exon. The record is from RefSeq and is a predicted model, not a curated record.